UAACGAAUGGGCGGAGACUAGCUGCUGGAUACGCAACUAUAGGGACUGAAGAACACAAACUUGCUAGGGAAAAGCCAUUCUAGUGAGCUGAAAUUAUAUUCUACAUUUAGGCCGAACUUAUACUUUAAAGUACUUUUAUGCAAGGCAAUUAUUGCACAAAAAUAAGGGGUUAUAACCAUUGGAAAAGUAAUGGAAAAGUAUUGGAAAACAAGUACCAAUGGUGUCAGCAAUGAGUGAACUACGGACAACAUGGUAGGCUGGCUCUGCAUAACUAUUUGCAAAAAUCACAGCUUUUGAAACCUUGAACCCAAUAUUGAAAAAUAUUGUUUUGCUCCUGUUAUGUGGAAUUCUUCAGAGGGACAAUUAAUUGUAAUGUUUGUUUAGAGGUCGCGUUUACAUUAUGAGGCCGAUUAGCUUUGCUGGAGUUCAAAUGGACAAAGAAAGUGGUUCACUAGUCUUCACCGACCGAGCAGACAGAACCUGGAUCUAAAGUGAAGGGAGACUGCCGACUUCAGUGCCACAGCAGUGCCAUAAAACUUCACAAACAGACUUUUGAAUAUCGGACCCAUUACGAGGAAAUUAUGUGGAGCCCAUGGCAGUUGGUGUACCGUACAGCCUUUGGCUGCAUGGUUCUGGAAAUAUUUAUUCACAAUGUUGCACAAGGACUCAAUGUUUGUAUGAGUGGCAGCGCUACAUCCUGUGAAGAAUGCCUCCUCAUCCACCCGAGCUGCGCCUGGUGCGCACAAGAGGAGUUUGGCAGGGCGAGGACCCUGACGUCGCGGUGUGACCUGAGUCAGAACCUGCAGAAGAGGGGCUGUGAGGCCCAUAACAUAGAGAGUCCUAGUAGUACAACUAUGGUAGUGAAGAGCGAACCCCUCAGCUCCAAAGGCUCUGGGCCUACCCAGUAUGAUGUCAUCCAGAUCAUGCCCCAGAAAAUCUCCCUGAGUCUUAGACCAGGUGACCAGACAUCAUUCGAAGUGCAGGUGCGUCAGGUGGAGGACUACCCUGUUGACCUGUACUACCUGAUGGACCUGUCUCUGUCCAUGAAGGACGACCUGGACACCAUCAGGAAUCUGGGCACCAAGCUGGCUGACGAGAUGAGGAAACUCACCUCGAACUUCAGACUGGGCUUUGGCUCCUUCGUAGACAAGAACAUGUCACCAUUCUCUUACACGGCCCCCAAGUACCAGGACAACCCCUGCAAUGGAUACAAGCUGUUCCCCAACUGUGUCCCCUCCUUCGGGUUUCGCCACCUCCUCUCCCUGACUGACAAGGUGGAUCGCUUCAACGAGGAGGUGCAGAAACAGAUGGUCUCUCGCAACAGGGACGCUCCAGAGGGAGGCUUCGACGCCAUCCUGCAGGCUGCCGUCUGUAAGGAGAGGAUAGGUUGGAGGAAGGAGGCCUUCCACCUGCUGGUGUUUGCCACAGACGAUGUCCCUCACCUGGCCUUGGACGGUAAACUGGGAGGCCUGGUCCAGCCCCAUGAUGGAGAGUGCCAUAUGAAUGAGAAGAACGAGUACAGCGGCUCCACCAAGAUGGACUAUCCCUCUCUGGCUCUAUUGGGAGAGAAGCUGGCGGAGAACAACAUCUAUCUUAUCUUCGCUGUGACUAAAAGGCUCUAUGUCAUUUACAAGAAUUUCACAGCACUGAUACCUGGAACUACAGUGGAGAUUCUGGAUCAGGACUCCAAGAACAUCAUCCAACUCAUCGUUAAUGCCUACAAUAACAUCCGGUCCAAAGUGGAGCUGACUGUGUGGGAUCAACCUGAAGACCUCAGUCUAUCCUUCACCGCCACCUGUCAGGACGGACAGCCUCUACCAGGCCUCAGGAAGUGUGCCGACCUCAAGAUCGGAGACACUGUGUCCUUCAACGUCAGUGUGGAGGCUAGGGGCUGCCCCGCCCCAGGCACCCAGCAGAGAUUCACCAUCAAACCUGUGGGCUUCAAGGAUCGUCUGGAGGUGUCAGUGGACUACCGCUGUGACUGUGGCUGCACCGACUGGACCCAGGCUAACAGUAGCCGCUGCAGCUCCAUCGGACAGUACACCUGUGGUACCUGCCGCUGUGAUCCGGGCUACCUGGGCGCCCGCUGUGAGUGCCAGGAGGGUGAGGCUGGCAGCAUGUACCUGACCACCUGUAGGGAGGCGGAAGGGAAGCAGAUCUGUGGUGGGAGAGGGGAGUGCAGCUGUAACCAGUGCCUCUGCUACGAGUCAGAGUUCGGGAAGAUCUACGGGACCUUCUGCGAGUGUGACGACUUCUCCUGUGCCCGACACAAGGGCAUCCUCUGCUCAGGUCACGGAGAGUGCCACUGUGGGGAGUGUAAGUGCCACGCAGGCUACAUCGGGGACAACUGUAACUGUUCCACGGACACGUCUUCCUGUGUGUCUGAUGAUGGGAAGAUCUGUAGUGGGCGAGGCAGUUGUGCGUGCGGGCGCUGCCAUUGUACAGAACCAGGGGCCUUUGGGGACACCUGCGAGAAAUGCCCCACCUGCCCCGAUGCCUGUGGCACCAAAAGGGAAUGCAUCGAGUGCCGACUUUUCGACUCCGGAAGACUGUCCGACAACCAAACCUGCCAGCGGCUAUGCAAGGACGAGAUCAUCACCGUGGAAACGCUUAAAACGGAAGACCCAAACGCUGUCCUUUGCUUGUACAAGACAGAGAACGAGUGUGUGAUGAAGUUCAUGUACUCUGAACACACCAACGGCAUGUCAGUCCUCACCGCGCUCAAAGAGCCAGAGUGUGGCGCAGCGCCGGAUGCCAUGACGGUCCUCCUGGCGGUGGUGGGUAGUAUCCUGCUGGUGGGCAUUGUGCUGCUAGCCAUCUGGAAGCUGGUCAUCACUGUGCAUGACCGGCGAGAGUUUGCCCGCUUCCAGAGCGCACGCUGCCGCGCACGUUACGAGAUGGCCUCAAACCCCCUCUACAAGCAGCCCAUCUCCAGCCACACAAUAGAGACAGACUUCAGUAUGUAUGGCAAGUCUUACAACGGAGCAGCCCACUGACCUCCUCCCCACGGGGGUGGUGGGGUGGGGGCACGGCAGGACCGGUCCAAGUAGAGAACCAGGAGGGGUGGGAAAUGAUUAAAUAAACUUCACCAUCUAUCUGAUCUGCCAAGGACUUAUGACAAACUGAAACAGAAGUAAAAAUAGUGGUGUGGAUUGUUUCUGGGGACUGUGGCCUUUCUUUUCUUUCUCACUCUGACUGAGGAGAAGCAAAGUUCCCAACUGCCAUGAAGUAAUGAGAUGUGAUUUAAAGCUCUGUUCUGCUCUGUGUGAUUUACUGAUGUCAGUAGAAUACAGCCCAGAGGACAAGCAACAACGUUCUCCUGGUCUGGAAAUUGUUUAAAGAGGACGGAGACAAUAAUCUGUGCUCCUCUGAGUCAUCUCUCUAGAUAACAAGCGGAUGUUAUAUAAGCGGAAUGAACUUUGUAGACAGGACAAUGAAACCCUAUCUGUCGCUGACAAUUUGUGUUAAAUUGCCAACUUCGCAUCACAUAAACCAUAACUCCUCCUUCACAUAAGCAGCAAUAUACAUUGUACAGACAGGCAAGGCAUCGACUUAUAUUUGUAUGUAUAUUUUUUUUAACUCUUAAAAAAGCCUUUCCGACACUCACUAUGCAUCCUCCUUCAUAACAAGUGGAAAUAUUAAUUAAUGUACAUCAGCAGGAGUUUUUCAGGUUUAUGAGAUAAUAACAGCGCAUUUUUUGGUGAUGAUGACUUUGGCAUCAUGGUACUAACAUUAAAAGAGCAAUAGUUUUCUUACCCUUGUUUUGCACAACAGAUGAUGAUAUUAUUAGGAGAGUCUCAAAGUGACUAAGAAUCUCUCUAUUCUCAUUGUGUUUGUAUUGUUGUUGUUGUUUUGCACUUCUUUCUCUAGUCUUGAUCUAUUCAGUUAGCCUGGACCCAGAUUUGUUUGUGCUGUGUCCAACACCUAUUGUCAUUGCCAAACAAAUAGAUACAUUUGGAUACGGCACAAACAGAUCUGGGACCAGGCUACUAUUCAGUAUAACUGCAAUAACCCUGCUCUCUGUCAUAGCUACAUUACUUGCACUGUGAGUGUGGGUGGGUGGAGAGACUGGGAAGGUCUCUAAGCUGUGUUGACAUGGGACAUAACUCUCCCUCACCCAUUCCAACAGGAAGAAGCAGGCUAAAACAUGGCACUGGAGUUAUGAAAUGGCUACAGUAUGAGAUGGGAGGGAAGACUCCUCAUUAAAUGUAUUCUGUGGCCUUUUUUGUAAUGGUGAGCUAGGCUUGAGAGUGUGCGUGUGUGAGAGAGAGCGGGAGACAAUGGGCGAAGAGAGAGUGUGCGCGCUAACGUGCAUGGAUGUGUGUGUGCCAAACGCAAUAAGAAUCACAUAAAAACAAUCUGUUUCCUUGUGCUUACUUGUGUGUCUUGGCACCAUGUGAGGAAAUGCAUUAGCCCAGACGUUUGUGAGUUCAACAGUAAAAUGUACGUUAUCCAGCAUCCUUCCUGUACAGCAUUGAUAAUUCACCAUUAGAAACCAAUGGAUUUACAACACUACUACAUAUAUAUGUCAUUCUGCACACAGAGCAGGUAUACACAAAACAGCAAUAAAUGGAUGACUUAAAAGCAAAUAUAUAUCCCACUUAUUUGACUUUUACUCCCCUGGUGACCCUCUUGCAAUCUUGCCCCCACCCCUGUCCAGAAUCCUCCACAUUUUAUUUGUUUUACCUAUGCAUAGUUUCACCUGUGCAGCAAUCAUGAAACUAUACUUCCUAGCAGCAGCACAUUUCAAAAUAACAAAAAUAAACAUCCAGUCUGUUGUUUUUCCGAACGAAAUGAACUGUGAGUGUUGGAGGGUGACUGUGAAUGUUAAGAGGGGCAUGAAUGAAUUGGGGGUCUGUCUUUGGCUUAGACCGCAGGUGCCAGGGAAGCUGUGUGCAUGUGUUCAAACACAUCUGUUCUCACUCUCAACCAAUAAGCAGCAGUCCACUGCCCUCAUGUAUGGUCCUCUGAUCAUACAGAAACUCAGAGGAAAGGUGGUCUGGUCUCCCUUUGAUUCUGUCUGUCAUUUACACCUUGGUUUCUGCUGUCGCCCAUGACGACCCUCACCAUGUGCUUCUCCUCAGCUAACCCAGAUUUGUAUCUUAGCAGCUAAAUUAGUAGCAUAAAUUCAGAUUUGUUUUCAGAGUUCAAAUGAACUGCAAAUAAGACUCAUAGAAGAACUAACAACCCAAAGUAAUGUCAAUAAACACAUGGAAAUAUUUGUA
Messenger RNA from Coregonus clupeaformis (lake whitefish), 5225 nucleotides. Its product is annotated as integrin beta-5. Gene Ontology annotation, biological process: cell-matrix adhesion; cell adhesion mediated by integrin; integrin-mediated signaling pathway. Bases 582 to 2996 code for a protein of 804 amino acids. Lineage: Eukaryota; Metazoa; Chordata; Actinopteri; Salmoniformes; Salmonidae. The record is from RefSeq and is a predicted model, not a curated record. Gene Ontology annotation, molecular function: integrin binding. Gene Ontology annotation, cellular component: focal adhesion; integrin complex; cell surface. The transcript has 15 exons.